AUGCAAACUCACCACAACGACACGCUUCGUAAAGACGUUCCGGGUAUUGUCUUUUACCUCAAGACGUUCAACGGCACAACUGCGCUCCCGGAGAAUAUCUUUGCCCACAACGGCGUCAUCGUCUCGACCUUUCUCGCCGUCUACGUCUCGAUCAAUACCGGCAAGACGCUGUUUGCGCCCGUCGAGGCCGACCCGUCGAUCCGCUUCCCGUACUACGCCGGCGACUACCGAAAGAUGGUCUACACCAACACGACGUUCUUCAACAGCAAGCGCGCGCUCUAUGGCUACGAGAUGUAGUGUGCGUCGAAUGUGAUUGUAAAUCAAAUGUAAAAUAUGUACCAAUGUCCAUCCAAGACCAGACACAAACCUCCGUCGAC
This is a messenger RNA of Saprolegnia diclina VS20, 377 nucleotides long. RefSeq lists its product as hypothetical. NCBI's taxonomy places the organism in Eukaryota, Oomycota, Saprolegniomycetes, Saprolegniales, Saprolegniaceae. The record is from RefSeq and is a predicted model, not a curated record. Bases 1 to 297 code for a protein of 98 amino acids. The transcript is spliced from 2 exons.